This is a messenger RNA of Mus caroli (Ryukyu mouse), 4598 nucleotides long. RefSeq names its product syntaxin 6 (gene Stx6). The record is from RefSeq and is a predicted model, not a curated record. Gene Ontology annotation, biological process: intracellular protein transport; Golgi vesicle transport. Gene Ontology annotation, cellular component: membrane. Gene Ontology annotation, molecular function: SNAP receptor activity. Lineage: Eukaryota; Metazoa; Chordata; Mammalia; Rodentia; Muridae.
GGAGGUGCCGGGGGAGGAGGCUGCCGUGGGGGCCGGCUUGGAGUGGGAUUCGACCCGCGGCGCUGACCGACUGCUGGACCGACGGUCGACGGGCACCCGGGUCUGCGCGCACAGCUGCUCCGGGUCGUCCCGGCCGAGGCGCUGGCCACGGUAGACCUCAGGGAGGGCUCGGGCUGCCGGGCCGGGCGCCAUGUCCAUGGAGGACCCCUUCUUUGUAGUGAAGGGAGAGGUACAGAAAGCAGUCAACACUGCCCAAGGAUUGUUUCAGAGAUGGACAGAGCUCCUUCAGGGCCCCUCUGCAGCAACAAGGGAAGAAAUCGACUGGACCACCAACGAGCUGAGGAACAAUCUCCGCAGCAUAGAGUGGGAUCUGGAGGACCUCGAUGAAACCAUCAGCAUAGUUGAAGCAAAUCCUAGAAAAUUCAACCUGGAUGCAACUGAAUUGAGCAUAAGAAAAGCCUUCAUCACAAGUACUCGGCAAAUUGUCAGGGACAUGAAGGAUCAGAUGUCAGCUUCAUCUGUGCAGGCACUGGCUGAAAGGAAAAACAGACAGGCACUCCUAGGAGACAGCAGCAGCCAGAGCUGGAAUGCUGGAGUGGCAGAUCGCUAUGGGCGCCUUGACCGGGAGCUGCAGCUAGCCAACUCCCACUUCAUCGAGGAGCAGCAGGCACAGCAGCAGUUGAUUGUGGAACAGCAGGAUGAGCAGUUGGAGCUGGUCUCUGGCAGCAUCGGGGUGCUGAAGAACAUGUCCCAGCGCAUCGGAGGGGAGCUGGAGGAACAGGCCGUCAUGCUAGAUGACUUCUCUCACGAGUUGGAGAGCACUCAGUCUCGACUGGACAACGUGAUGAAGAAACUUGCAAAAGUGUCUCACAUGACCAGUGAUCGGCGCCAGUGGUGCGCCAUAGCCGUCCUCUUCGCAGUCCUGGUGGUCGUGCUGAUCCUCUUCCUAGUGCUGUGAAGGUGGCCCGCCCGCCUCAGGCACUUCUGCACGAGGACCCAGGGGAGAGGAGAAGCAAGCACUCCGCCACUUACAUUCCUCGCCCAGAAACACACCUCUACCCGCCUCCUCUGUGACUCCAGCUUUGAGACAGCCCUCUCUCCCAGCACUCAGAGGGCAAGCUUAGAAGAGGGAAGAGGUGACCAUGUGCCCGGCUGGAUAGCAGAAGCCCCGGCUGCCCACUCUUCCUGAGGACAGCAAGCCACUGCUUUGCCUUACUGGACCUCGCUCCUUGAGGAAAGAAGGACAGAGUCCUCAGAAGAACUGACAGCCCCACUUACUCCGUUGCUCUUUCUACUGGUCUCUGGCAGCCUUUCCUUCUGCUCAGACCCUUUUCCCUGCUUAGAUGGGUGCCACUCUCCCUUCAGAAGAAGCCUGGCAAGAAUGAGGGCAUCUGGGGAUGUACGUUUUCAUUGCUGUUAUGUUUCUUAGCCCCUGAGAGCUGGCUGUUUCUGAGAACAGAAGGCUCAGAAACACUUCGUGACAGAAAUGCAGUGUCUCAUUUUGCUGGGUAAGAGUUGAGAUUAAACUGCUUUUCCGGGUGUUUUUGUGGCAGGGAUAAGCAACAGGAAAUAGUGAAAUCCCUUGGGGCUGGGGGUGCAGAUGACAAAAGGCUUUAAUAAACUGGGGCAGUUGAGAACAGCAGCACCUGUGUCGGUCUAGCCUAUUGAAGGAAUGAUGAUAUCUCCCAGGGCCUGGCCAGUCUGUCCCAGGGCUGCCUCCUCAGAGGUGCAGCUUGCAGAUGUAGAGCCCCGUACAGCACAGCAAUGCUCAGCCGGGUGGGACAUGCCUUCUUCUCUGAUGCUUUUAUGCUGAUGGCACUCAGAGAUGAGGUAGGAGGGCCAGCACAUCUAUUGCCUUUAUGCAGAAGCUGUCCUGACACAGAAAGGCUGGCUCUGAGCCAGAGGUCCCUUACUCUGUGAGUAAUAGCAUAGAUGGGGAAGAGAACUUGGAACUCUGUUCUCUAAGAACAACUUGACUUCAUCAUCCACUGGAGUUAUUGAGGGAGUCCAAAUUCCCUGACAGAUGGUUUAUUGGGUUGAAGUGGCUGAAACUGCUGACACUACGCUUCAGGCUUCGGGUGACGGUUCCCAUACCUCAGAUGUGCUCAUGAAUGUGGGAUUUCUCAUAAUGUCCCGAAUGCAUAGCCUGGUAUUAACAUAGCCGUCAGGGCCAGAGCCAGCCUUCCACGUUGGAGGCUGCCGCUCAGUCGUCCUCUGUGCUGGAAGAGCAGCACCUGGAUACCCUGACCUUUGACCUCUCUUGCUCUGCCUUUCUGUGCAUUCCUUAGCAUGCCAACUUUCAAAAAACAAAUCCUGGGUUGUUCGUAUUCCUUGGGAUUUUGACUUUUGGGUCCCCUUUUUGUUUUGUUUUAUUAUUCCCAAUGAUGUGCUUGCCCAGCUAACUUUCAAAUUGCACUUUUAAAUAAAUAUUUGUAACAAUUUUUAAAAGAAGGGUAUUUUAUCUUGUUUAGGAUCAUGAUAGGUAAGGAAAUCUACCUAUUGGUAAAAGCUAAAAGAUUAGUAAGACCAAAAGGGGGUGGGCACCGCGUCUGCGUGAAGCUCUGGUGUUAGAUACAGUGAUGUUAGUUCUUUUCAGAUGAGGAGAAAGUGUGAAUAUUACAAAGGGCUUCAAUGUAGGGUUCUGUGUUAUUUUUGUUUCACGAAAUUUUAAAGUUUUGAAUAGUCUUCUGUGAACAUAGACCAUGGGCAGGCCUCAGAUUUGCAUUAAAAUAUAGAAGCCUUUUGUUAAAAAUCAAUGUGGGCCUUGUCUGAGUACUGAAACCCACACUCCACAUUACAAAGCCGUGAACAGUCUAAGAAUUGAAAUCACCGCACUUAAAGCCAUGCUCUCUGCUAGCAGAGGAGAGUCAGUCAGACCCAUUCAGAGAGCACGUCUUUAGUAAGGUUCCCGCAUAGGUCAGGGACGAAGACUUGUGACUCUGGCUUUAAUUUUGUAGGAUCUAUUUUGAGUGCGUAUGGCAACCUCACUGAUUGAAGGUAUUGGCCGAACAGUGUUAUAGACCUGACACAGACUGGGACUGAGCGUGGCGUGUCAGCAAGAAAGGAGCUUCUCACGCAGGUGCUCCCUCCUGGGCCUCAGUCCUGCAGCGGCUGGCUUAGUCCAGGCCAGGCACUGCAGAACCAGGGCAAAGAGGACAAGGACAGACCUUUCUUCUGCAGUGACCCAGAGAGCUGAAGGUAUCCUUCUGCCAUAUGUCCUAGACUAGGGAAGGGAACACAGGGAUGGCCCACACUGCCUAGGAGUGUGUGUCUCUUACAGAUGUGCUCCCCAGCCCCACUCUGCCUGCUGCACUUGGUUUUGGAGCCAUCACAUUAAAGAACUGGUGGAAUAUAUAUGCUGGCUAACAAAAGAGCUUAGUGUGCUUACGGGAAGAAUGCUUUUCCUAUCGCCUGGGGAUGGGACGGAGGACAGUUCACUGAGAGCACCUGCCAGAGCACGGAUCCCAAAAUACCUUUACUUCUCAGCCCUCUGUUUUGAUCUUGUCAUUGUUUGGGCUGGGACAUCACAAUGCUAUGCCUGCCCUGGACUUCACAAUCCUGGCAAAUGGAAUUGUCAUGUAUGCCUGAGCACGCAUGUUGUGUUUUCCUCAAUUUCAGAAUUCACGCUAGAGCUGAAACAGGGAAACUUGGCAACUUGCCCAUUAUUCUCUGCUUUUAGCCAGAGUUAAACAGACUGAUGGGUCUGGUAGCCAACAGCUUGGCAACUUCCAUGCCUUCUCACCUCGUGCGAGUAAGGGCUGUGAAGAGAAAUCCCGUCUGAUUCCAACAGAAAUCUGUCUCUGCUAAGUGUUUUACCUUCUGUAAGUAAAGGCAGUGGGGCCAAGGGUUUUCUUUGGGUGAUUUCUCUGCCCACAGAGUGAGACCAGAGGGGCAGUCGUGGCACCUGCAGGCCCAGAGCUUGAGGGAGGGAUGCACUGAGUUCACCUCUGUGGACUUGGUGUGGUUUGGCUUCACCUUGUGCCACAAAGUGAAUUUGUAACCAAAACAGAGAUGGACUAUCUGGAAGGCUAGUUAUAGAACGUGGAGCACAGCAGCUGUCGCUUCCUCCCCCUCCCUCUGACUGCAUUGCCUCCCUCCCAAAUUGGUAGGAACGAUGGGCUUCUGUUUAUCUUUUUAAAGUGUAUCUUGUCCAUCGAGAGUAGAGAGAACGUAAAAUUGGAGUUCGCAAAUGUAUCAGCCCCUCACUGUGCGCCCCAGUCAAUUCCUGAAGAGAAGACUCUCCAACAAGAGGCUUUACUGGGCCACUGAAGACUCGGCCACAGGAUCCUCUCUGGACCCUCACAUCUGGGAGGGGCCUAGUAAGAUAGGAGGGGGUCUGUCUUAAAUGUCCAGUUGCCCUUACUCAACUCCCAACCUUCAAAAAGAUCUUAUCCUGAAAAUGGCCUUUCUCUUUAAGAGUGAGCACUGGGGGAUGGGAAAGCCUGCUGCCAAACCAGAUGACCCAAUUGUGAGCCCCAGAACCCACCUGGUGGAGGAAGAGAACCACACCCACAAGUUGUCCUCUCCCCUCCACGAGUGCUGGAUUGUGGGCACAUGUGCAAAUAAAUCACUAUAUAAAUGUACAGUUUUUAAAGAAA